Molecule: messenger RNA, 796 nt
Organism: Colletotrichum destructivum
Lineage: Eukaryota; Fungi; Ascomycota; Sordariomycetes; Glomerellales; Glomerellaceae
Product: Putative organic solute transporter subunit alpha/Transmembrane protein
Exons: 3
Coding region: 8-673 (221 amino acids)
Biological process (GO): transport
Cellular component (GO): membrane
Molecular function (GO): transporter activity
Source: RefSeq, a predicted model, not a curated record
GUAGAAAAUGUGGUUCGCCGUCUUCCAGUAUCCCGUCGUUGCUCUGCUGGUGGCCAUCUUGACCGCCAUCACGCAAGCGGCGGGGGUCUACUGCGAGUUUGCAAGCAAAGCACACUAUGCCAAACUUUGGCUGUCCAUCAUAAACAACGUAUCGCUCACGUUGGCCAUCAUGACGGUCAUCCGCUUCUUCAUGCAGCUGAGGUCCCAGUUGGCGCACCACCAGCCCGUCGCCAAGUUUCUCUCGUUCAAGUUGGUCGUGUCUCUGACUUUUAUCGAAAAUAUCAUCUUCUGGAUCAUUCGCGACGUCGGCGCUCUGAGCCCGACCCCGACGCUGACGGAUGCGGACCUCCGUAUCGGCAUCCCGUCCAUGCUCGUCUGCCUCGAGAUGCUCCCGCUAGCCAUCUUCUUCCAUUACGCCUACUCGCACCGUCCGUACGUCAUUGGAGGCGGCGGCGCCCGCCCGCCGCUCGCCGACGACCUCGAGGCAUAUGAGCCCCGGACGUACUCGGACGGGCCCGCCGUGCUGUGGGCGCUGGUCGAGAUGUGGAAUCCGGCGGAGAUCAUCGAGGCCAUCCGGUUCGGGCUACGGAUGAAGGCGGAGGAGCGAAAGCAGCGGAGGUCUCGGAAGGGCGGGCAGAGCGCGGCGUCUCAGUGGGCGGACGAGGAGCGUUGAGCCGAGCAGAUAGACAGACACGCGCACACCCAUGCAAGCGUACAUACACAGAUACGCCAUACACGCAUAGAAUUUCUUGUACAUACAUAUAUACACGCAAAGGCAUAGAAGACUGAAGGGACU